GGUCUUGCACUUAUGUUUUAGAUUCCUGUUAAUGCACUUGCAAGAAUACAUUUCCUGGAAACCUUAAGACAACCACCCCAACAAAGGUGAAGAACAGAAGAGGAAGGAAAGGACACUGGCAAGGGCAGCAUGGAUGCAGAGACAUAGGCCCUGGCAAUGUUGAAGACAGUGCUUGGUAUCAGUGGCUGCUCGAAGAGGCUGUGGUGGAAAGAAAAGCUCAACUACAGGGAAGAGUUGAUUCCCAGAAAGAGGCAAGCUCCCUGUGCUAGCCAGAGGCUAGGAAGUGCUAAGCAAUCCACCUGUCUGCAACAAGAGUUACAGCCAAAGAGCAUCAAGAUUUGUGGUGCAGCUGGAAGGCCACACCUGAGUGGUUGACUGCUAUGCAGGCUCCUCCUAUCAACCCAGUCUUCACCACAUUUCACUUUCUCAGUGAGCAGCUCCUGAAUCUGCCUAAAACAAAAGAGUUUGACUGUCCUGCUUUGCUUCACUUCUCUCAGUCCAGCCUCCUGAACCGUUUCCAGAGAUGGCUUAUCUUACUUGGCUUUUGGCUAUUCUUCACGUGAACAAAGCGCUGUGUGAAGAGACAUUGUGGGACACAACUGUUCGGCUUUCUAAGACUAUGACUCUGGAAUGUGUAUAUCCAUUGACGGAUAACUUAACCCAAGUGGAGUGGACCAAGAACAUUGGCACAGAGACAGUGAGCAUAGCUGUUUACAACCCUAAUCAUAGUAUGUACAUAGAUUCUUACUACCUCCAUAGAGUGCACUUUCUAAACUCAACAGUGGGGUUCCGCAACAUGAGCCUUUCCUUUUACAAUGCCUCCGAAGCAGACAUUGGCACCUACUCCUGCUUGUUUCAUGCUUUUCCAAGUGGACCUUGGGAAAAGAAGAUAAAAGUAGUCUGGUCAGAUAGUUUUGAGAUAGCAGCACCAUUGGAUAGCCACCUGUAUGCAGAACCUGGACAAGAUGUCACACUCAGUUGCCAGCUUCAAAGGACUUGGCCCGUGCAACAAGUCAUAUGGGAAAAAGUCCAGCCCCAUCAAGUAGACAUCUUGGCUUCCUGUAACCUAUCUCAAGGGACAAGAUACACUUCAAAGUACCUAAGGCAAACAUGGAGCAACUGUAGCCAGGGGAGCAUGAAGAGUGUCCUCACCAUCCCCCAUGCCAUGGCCACUGACUCAGGACUUUACAGAUGCCGCUCAGAGGCCAGUACGGGAAAAAACAAAACCUUUGUCAUAAGACUGAUCAUAACUGAUGGUGGAAACAAUAAACAUUUUAUCCUUUCCAUCGUUGGAGGGUUAGUUUCACUGUUACUUGUCAUCCUAAUUAUCGUCAUUAUCACUUUAUAUAACAGGAAGAGACGGAGACAGGUGAGAACUCCGCUUAAAGAGCCCAGGGAUAAACAGACUAAGGUAGCCACCAACUGUAGAAGUCCCACUUCUCCCACCCAGUCUCCAGAUGAUGAAAAAGAGGACAUUUAUGUAAACUAUCCAACUUUCUCUCGAAGACCAAAACCAAAAUUCUAAGCUGCUCUUUUGGAGCACAGUAGUGAUGACUUUUAUGGCAUGGAAUUUUACCCAUGCUCUCCUCACCACCGGGAUCUACAUUGAUUAAAAAAAUGAUUGAAUUUAUUUCAUCUUAUAUAUAGAAGUACUUUAUUACCUGGGGACAUUGUUAAUAGAGAUGCAUCAGAAAACCCAAAUCUAAUGUUCAUGUGUUCAAGGAACCUUCUUCCAUUAUGUAACAGAACAAUUGAGAGAGGAUUAAGGCUUUCUUGCUCUACUUGAAAUUAAUUGUGAGCAUAAGCUUGUUUCUGGAUUCAUCCUACAGUGUUGGUUCUACUUACAUACUACUGAUCCUACUUUCAUGCUGCUUCUCUCAGAUGCUUCCACGAUGGUUGCCAAGGACAUUUGGUAGAAAGUUUACUGGCUAAACAUAAGAAACAGAGUUCAUUAUUCUCUUAUUAGCAAGAAGGCAGCUUAUUAUUAUUCACUUAUUACUAUAAAGGAUUAGAUGACCUAAGUGAGCUAUAGGUUCAAGACCAGGACUAAAGCAUUACUUGGAAAUUCUGAAUAAUGCUAAAAAGGAGGAUGAAAGGAACCUAGAAGUUGAAUUAUUCCUAACAAACAUUGACUGAAAAGACAUCACUUGUUAACCAGAUAAAAAGUGAGUAUGCUGUGGCAUCAGCAUAAUUCAAAAGAGUGCAUGUAAAGGAAUGGCUAGGAAUGAGAUAGUUGUAUAAUUAUUUCUUUCUUUUCUAGUUUCAAAUGCCACCCAUUCAGGCCUGGCCUUCUAUACAGUAAGAUGGUCCAAUAAGAAAUAAUAUUUUUAAUAAUACUUCCUCUAUUUUUGAGAAUUAUUUUAAUAUGUAAACUUGUGAGUUAAAAAACUUGCAAAAUUAGCACAAGAAAAGAGAUGGAUGGUUUUAAGUAGUAGAAUACAGUAAUGUAGGAAUCUGAGAGCAGAGAGUUUGGGAGGGGGUAAAGAGGAAAAGACAUCACCAAAUAGUGAUUUAUGAGAGAAAAUCUGUACUUCAGAGUUUGAUCAAGACAAUCUCUCCCAACUCUGCUGGCACUGAGAGAAUGCACCUGAUGUCUGCAUUUUAGAUAGAGAAAAAAAGGAAUAUUUAUGAACUAAAUAAAACUAUAAUUAUCUCAAAACUAUAGUGAUCAUUAUCAAAUAGAAUGGUAUUUAGUAUCAAAAAGACCCAUUUCUUAUCUCUAAAAUUUUUUAAAUUAUCAUAGUCUUUAAAUCUUCAUUGUGGAAAACUUCAUUUAAGUUUCUGGUAUGUAAAUUUUGUUGCAAACUUAAGUGAAAUAAAUCCAAAUGCUAAUGCUGUUAUAUAGAGUCUAAAAUGUAAUCCAUAGUUUAAGUUAAUUAGUGGAUAUUUCAUACUUUUAACCUUAAAUAUCAUGAAUGAUGAAUAAGCCAACUAUUUUGCCAAUUGCAGAAAUUCAGAUGGUAAUAAACAAAAGUGACUGUUUUCUUAGUUGUGCUUAAAUAAGAAUGGUUAAUUAACUCAGAUUUUGACUGAUAGCUUGAAGAUUUUUAUGUCUUUAUAUUUUCUCUGUGUACCCUUCCUUUCUGUAUGUAGAUCCCUUACAGAAUUUAGUAUUCAUCAGGAAUACUUGCUAAAACCUCUGACUCCCCAUGUCUCUGUUAUGCUGCAGAGAUGAUGUUCACUGUCUCUCUAGACAUUUUUACUCAAGAAAGCACUUUAAUUGCAAUCUUUUUGUCCUACACAAGUCACAAAAUUUCUGGAAUGUGACCCCUCCAAAAUUUUUGUGUCUGUUGUUCUGAUUGGCAGCAGAAUGAUCAAAACUGAACCAACAAUAAAAGAUGAACAUCAGAAAU
This is a messenger RNA of Mastomys coucha (southern multimammate mouse), 3353 nucleotides long. It is a transcript of the gene Cd226, whose product is annotated as CD226 molecule. The record is from RefSeq and is a predicted model, not a curated record. Gene Ontology annotation, cellular component: external side of plasma membrane. The transcript is spliced from 9 exons. Gene Ontology annotation, biological process: positive regulation of type II interferon production; cytokine production; positive regulation of T cell receptor signaling pathway. The coding region runs from base 524 to 1525 and encodes 333 amino acids. NCBI's taxonomy places the organism in Eukaryota, Metazoa, Chordata, Mammalia, Rodentia, Muridae.